Molecule: messenger RNA, 771 nt
Organism: Chara braunii
Lineage: Eukaryota; Viridiplantae; Streptophyta; Charophyceae; Charales; Characeae
Source: the annotation of a GenBank genome assembly
GGUGAUACACAACACGAGGAGUAGUGGUGUUGCAAACAGAAACUGAACUUGUACCUAGCAACGAAGGUGGAACAAUGGAAACUGGAGAGUCUGUUCGCAAGCGAGACUGUGGAGGAGAUGGGGGUGGUGAGGAGGAACGCAGCCGUCUACGGCCAAGCACAGACAAAGAUGAGAGGGGGCUGCAUUGGGCAAGAUUUUGGAGCAAAGGCGGUGAGCGUCACAGAGAUUGUGAUGUUCUUUGCAUUGGAGCUCCAGGACAGGCAUCUGUAGCAGUAAAAACUAAAGUAGGGGGAAUUACAGUUAGGGAAGCUGUUGUACUGAAAACUGCAGCAGUGGAAACCGCAGCAGUAGAAACUGCAACUGCGGAAACUGGAGCAGUGGAAACUGUAGCAGUGGAAACUGUAGCAGUGGAAACCGCAACAGUGGACACUGCAGCAGUGAAAACUGCAGGAGUGGAGACUGCAGCAGUGGAAACUGCAGGAGUGGAGACUGCAAAAGUGGAAACUGCGGGAGCAGCAGAUGAGCAAGCAGGGGCAGGACGAGAGCAUCGUGGAGGCGAAGAAGAAAUUGGAUGAUACAAGGACCAUCGCAGCAUGCAUCGAAACCACUGAGAGAGACGCGUCACAUGCCUAGGAUAGCGACGUUGGUGGGAGCGCAUGUAGAAGGUCCACCCCUUAGCAAGGGUUGGUGGGGAAUGCCCACGCGAAAGCAUACGACGAGCAGCUUGAAGAUCAUGUUGACAAAUGUCAUCAACAAAGCGUGCUCCAUCCC